UUGCAGGGACUGCCUUUAUUCUGCAGCCACUACAGUUCGCUUUGAGGAAAAGAAGAGGGAGUUGGGCCUAACCACGAUGGAGAGUUAAAUACAGCUGUCAUGUUCUUGAUGUGAAACAGGAUACUUCUUUCUUUUGCAGCUCAGCAGGGUUUUAUUCCCACCCUUCCUUUCUCAGCUCUCUUCUACGCACGCAGAGGUAAUGCUGCAAACAGUCUGCACGAGCCCUGAGCUACUGGUCAAGCAAAACAUCACUGAAAAUGAAAGCUGUGGCUACAGUCCAGGCCAGGGAUCUCCACAGCCUGGGGAAACUGCCAGUCCCAAAAGGCAUUUUCAACAAAGCCCAUCGCUGCCAGACUCUGGAUUAACUGAACUUAAUGUUGCAAGCCCUGAGAUCCACCCAGCUCCUCCACAUAAACCUCUAGCGAUGUCUGCUCCCACUGUACAGAAAACCCUUGCUACCCUUUGCAUCACACUGCACUGACGUCUCACAGAAUCACAGAAUCACUCUGGUUGGAAAAGACCUUAAAGAUCAUCGAGUCCAACCACGACCUAACCAUACUACCCUAACUCUAACAACCCUCCACUAAACCAUGUCUCUCUAUACACCAAGAGCCACUGCAGAAAGACUUUGGACAUGGCAUCACUAUCUCAAUUCUAAAACAAUUCUAUUCCUUAUUUUUUUUUAACCAACGUCAAUAAAAUAAACUGUGGGAGAGGAAACUGCACCAAAAUAUUUACUGCAGCACACUGGAGCAGCUCGAGAAGCGAUGCGUUGCAGUAAUUGUGAGCAGGAAGCGUCUUAAUAAAAGGCCAGAGCUAAGGAAGACGUGGGGUGGUGUGGAAAUUUCCCACAAGUGAUGAUGAACACCAGAAUCACAGCUCGCAGGGUGACCUCAUCCUCCCACUGCCCUCUAACAGCUCAGAGAAUUCUGUUCCUUCAAGCAUUGUGACUUUUCCAGACUCGGCGCUGGGCUCGGAUCCCCCUCCUCGGAGGCGUUACAUGGGUGUGAGGGUGAAGAUGCCGGUGCGGGAGCUGCUGAGGAAGGUCCGGCUUUCCAGGGGGCUGCAGGCAGCUGCCAGCCAGGAAGCCUCAUCAGUGAGGACGGCAAGCAAAGGAUCCUCAGAAAAAACAGAAAAGAGAAGAGUUCACCCUUAUACAGAGAAGCAGCUUAGACAGAGCAAGCAGAGCAUCGGGCAAACGCUAAAAGGCUUAGAGGACCUGGAUAUCCUGGUGGAGGUGCUGCAGGAAGACCUGAACAAAAGCCAGCUGAAGAAGGAAUCUCUGCGUGCUGCGCCCGAUGGCUUUUGGCAGGGCUUCCCUGCAGAGCUGCAGGCCCCUUGGUGGGGAGCUGGAGGAAGCAAGCAGGCAGCUGGCAGCGUGCAGGAAAGGUGUCAAAGCUUCACCAAGCUGCGUUCUCAUUGUUGCUUUACAGACUGCAGCUCGGCAUUGCAGGAAGAGGUAGAGAGCUCCUUUUGUGAUGGUCAGAAAGACAUGCAUGAGCCUGAUUCACCAGGAACAUUCUCAAGGACAAGGGAAAAAGAAAGCAGCUGGUGGAUGCAGGGCGUGGGUAGCAGCACCCAGAAGCACUGCUGGGCACAGCCUGCACAGAGCACAUCUCCCUGCUUUGAUCCACCAGGAGCCCAUCCAGAGCCAUUUGUGGAGGCUGACAGCGACUCUUUGGGUUCCAGGGGAUGCUCAAGGCAGACCUCGAUUGCUUUCACACAGCAGGAUCUCUCCGCCAUCUCUUUCUUCCAGUUCCAGCUACACAGGGAGGAAAUCUUGCUGAGGAAUAUUCCGACAGACAAACUGCUUGCACCUGAUGAAAAUGGCAACAGGCUGCUGCACAAGGCUGUUGCUCAGGGAAGAAGAGCUCUGACUUAUGCGCUAGCACGGAGAUUUGCGUCCCUGAAUAAAAUUGACGAGAAGGAUGCAGAGAAACGGACAGCACUACAUCUUGCUGCAGAAAAGAACCAGCACCUGAUGGUCGGUGACCUUAUAUCCCUGGGGGCAAACGUCAACGAGCAGGAUGGACGGGGGAAAACCCCCCUCCACCUGUGUGCAGAGAAUGGGUACCUGCGGGUCUUAGAGGUUUUGAAAAACUGCAAAGACAGCGGUGUGUGCGUAGCAGUGAACCUGGCGGACCACUGCGGUUUGACACCACUGCACUGUGCUGCUCUUGCUCACACCAUCUUAGCCACGGAAUCUCAAAAAACCGACGGUGACAGUGACAUGGGGAGGUUCCUCAAACUACGCAAGGACCAAAUUCUCGAGGGAAUUAACUGCUUGUUGCACAUGGGAGGAAAACCGGAGCUGCAGGUUCUACGUUCAUGUCAAACUACUGCUUCCUGUUUAAAAAUUGAGGAGAACACCGAGCUGAUGUGUUUGCUCCAGACUCAUAAACCCAAGGAACUGGACAUUCUUCAAGAGAGUAAUGGUUUGCUGGAAGCUCCAGGAGUGCCGUGUCCCUCACCAGCAGAUCACUUCUCUGAGCUUCUGCCCGUUUCACCUUUGGACUUCGUUGACAUUAUUCUUAAAGGGAAAUGCUGAUAAGGCUCGUUAUCUGCAUCUCGUGGUCCGUGUGCUGCAGCUGUUGCUGAAGAAUAGGCCAAAAACAGACAGUAAAAGUCUUCAAAAGUAUUAUAGCUUGAACUGACUGUUGAAGAUAUCUCCUCAGUACCCAGCAAUCAAGAGUAAACUUGAUUGGCAGGGCAAAUCCUUAGACAGUGUUAGAUGCUCCAGUCAAUGAAUUGGUCUUAACUUUCUCAUGAAGCUGAGCAUUAGCACUGCUUUCUGGAGGGCCACUGGAACUCUAGAUGUUCUACUUUCCCAAUGUCUGAAUUUUUUUAAUGCAGCUACCAUUGGUUAAGAGGAAAACCUUCUAUUUUAGCCCUUCAGGACCUAGUCCUGAUGGUACCAAUGUAAGGUCAGUCUCUGCAGUCUGAAUUCAAGGCACUGGAAAAAGAUAACAACAAAAUCCCCCCCCUCCAAAAAAAAGACAGACCAAAACCCAAAGCACAACGCACAGCUGUGCUGCUACUGAGCAGAUUUUUUCAACAAGAGUCGAGCUGAUUAUCUAUGCAAUCAGAAUUUGCCACCAGUAAUGGACUUCAGGUGAAGUCUGGGAUGUAAAACAUUUGGAAUUAGUUUAUCUGUGAUGUUCUAACAGAGGAAUACAGCUUUAUAAAACGUAGGUCUGUAAGAAUACUUCACAGCAAUGCGCUGUUAGACCGAGCAGCUUUGCCUAAAAAAUUUUCAGCUGCCAGAUACAGAAGUAUUCAAUGGGACUGCUAGAAAUUAGGGAAUUAAUAGAAAGAAAAUUCUCUUCCCAGAUGUAAUGUCAUUUAAUUUGAACUUCUGAUUGUGAAUUAGCUGGUUUCUAUGAAACUUCCCUGUUUGCUACGUAUGGAGCAAUCUACAUUUACCUAGCUACAAAAUGAUUGAUCCAGCAAUCAACUCACAGAUAUACCUCCCAUUAAAGUAGAUGGGAGAUUUUUCACGUGUAACAUUGCAGGAUCCAGCUCUGAGUACUCAGCACGCUUGGGGAACUGAUCUUUAAUGAUCUCUUUGGAUUUUCUUGUCAAAAGGUUCCUUUUAUUUCUUCUUGGGUAUCCUUAAGUGUUAAGCUCCAAGAGCUACGUUGCACAACAUGAAGCAAGUUUUACUGAAAAGUGACAGUGUUGAAGUUAACUCCAGUGGGAUUUUGGUCCUAUCUUAUGGUUCUCAUGUUCUGAACUGCUGAUCAGGGUUGCAUUCAUCUAUGUUCAGAUUCUUGGGUCUGGAUGAGACCUACAUCAAGAUUCUUAUGUGUACCUUACAGUUUUGUGUUGCUGUUCACAUAAUGGGUUGUAAAGCUGAACAUCCCCCUCCUGCCAUAGGUGUUCUGCAUGCUUUAAUCUUUUCCCCUUUUGGGUUUCACAUGGAAAUACAAAGACUUUCCUCUUGUGCUUUGAGGUGAAGAUCCCCUCUAUUACCCUCUAUUACCACUCAUUCCUCCUUCAUGUUGGCAUUUUAACUCACAUCUGAGCUCACAGCCCUUCCUCAUGUGAAGAGAAUUAAUGAGGAUCGUCUGAGUGGUUUGGCUUUCAUUGGUGGAUUUAAGGAUCAGAUCCAACACUCAUUGAAACUGAAGACCCUUUAUGUAAAGUAAAAACGAAGAGAUGCUGCAUCGCAAGCAAAAUGAAGAAUGAAGUGAUACAGUGAACAUAGAAGAGCAUCAGUAAGCAUUUUAAGUGAAAAAAUGAUCAUUUUAUGGGAUAUCUUUAAAAGUGUAGAAAUCUACUCUAUAAGAAUUCAACUUUAAUCAAGGAGGACAGGAGCCUUAACCUAUUGUUUAUUCAACAUAUGCUAAAUUGAACUAGCCUAUGAAAUAUAUCUAUGAGUUAUAACUUAAUUGCAUUACCAUUAGUAAGUGUGCUUUACGUUGCUUCAUUGUCCCUUCCUUCAAUAAAUACAUGA
Molecule: messenger RNA, 4456 nt
Organism: Lagopus leucura (white-tailed ptarmigan)
Lineage: Eukaryota; Metazoa; Chordata; Aves; Galliformes; Phasianidae
Product: NF-kappa-B inhibitor zeta-like
Exons: 12
Coding region: 1001-2548 (515 amino acids)
Biological process (GO): regulation of gene expression
Cellular component (GO): nucleus
Molecular function (GO): POU domain binding; DNA binding
Source: RefSeq, a predicted model, not a curated record